AUGCACGCAAUUCACUUUAGAACGAUUCACUUUGACUCUUUGGCUUUUUGUUGCAGAAGUCACAACGGUUUAUUAGGGACUGGACAAAUGCCUUGUCUGAGUCUCACUGCCUUAUCUGUUACCCCAUGCUCCGUACAGCCCACCGCCCCUAGUACCCCGCUGUGCGUCUACUGCUCUCUCUCCACUGCUCUGUCUACUGCUCUCUCCCACUGCUCUAUGUCUACUGCUCUCUCCCCUCUGUGCUGUGCAUCUACUGCUCUCUCUCCACUGUGCUGUCUACUGCUCUCUCUCCACUGUGCUGUCUACUGCUCUCUCUCCACUGUGCUGUCUACUGCUCUCUCCCACUGCUCUGUCUACUGCUCUCUCUCCACUGCUCUGUCUACUGCUCUCUCCCACUGCUCUGUCUACUGCUCUCUCCCACUGCUCUGUGACUACUGCUCUCUCCCACUGCUCUAUCUACUGCUCUCUCCCACUGCUCUAUGUCUACUGCUCUCUCUCCACUGCUCUGUCUACUGCUCUCUCCCACUGCUCUAUGUCUACUGCUCUCUCCCCUCUGUGCUGUGCAUCUACUGCUCUCUCUCCACUGUGCUGUCUACUGCUCUCUCUCCACUGUGCUGUCUACUGCUCUCUCUCCACUGUGCUGUCUACUGCUCUCUCUCCACUGUGCUGUCUACUGCUCUCUCUCCACUGCACUGUCUCUGCUGCUCUCUCUCCACUGCGCUGUGUCUCUACUGCUCUCUCUCACUGCUCUGUGUGUCUCUACUGCUCUCUCCACUGCGCUGUCUACUGCUCUCUCUCCACUGUGCUGUGCUGUCUACUGCUCUCUCCCCACUGUGCUGUCUACUGCUCUCUCUCCACUGUGCUGUGUCUCUACUGCUCUCUCCAUUGCGCUGUCUACUGCUCUCUCACUGCUCUGUGUGUCUCUACUGCUCUCUCCACUGCGCUGUCUACUGCUCUCUCCCCACUGCUCUGUGUCUACUGCUUUCUCCACUGCUCUGUGUCUACUGCUUUCUCCACUGCUCUGUGUCUACUGCUCUCUCCUCACUGCUCUGUGUGUCUCUGCUGCUCUCUCUCUCCCCACUGUGGUGUCUGCACUCUGUUGUGCUGUCAGUGUUCUACUAACGCCACUGACUCACCUGUGCUGCACUUAAUGUAUCAUUUCAGGACCAAAAGGUCCCCCCCCCCCCCCCCCCCCACCAAUACUGCAGCUAAGUGCCAUUUUUAUUUAACCACCAAUAUACAGUAUCAAAAUACAGCCAGCUCUUCGCCCUAUAUUGAUAUAUAUGGUAUUGUGCUUUAUUUAUUAUCUCAUUUAAUUAUUGUUAUAUUUACCCUUGUGAUGAUUCCAUUUUUUGCAUUUAAACUGGAUGACAAUAAAUAUCUAAUGGAA
Messenger RNA from Conger conger (European conger), 1390 nucleotides. RefSeq names its product keratin-associated protein 10-11-like. Bases 1 to 1122 code for a protein of 373 amino acids. The record is from RefSeq and is a predicted model, not a curated record. Lineage: Eukaryota; Metazoa; Chordata; Actinopteri; Anguilliformes; Congridae. The transcript has 2 exons.